UCCCCGCCCAUACCUUGGACAGUCACUUGCCCGAGCAAGCUGGGGGCGACGUUGCGUCCGAUUCCAAUAUGUACAGCGGUAAGGGUCUGCCUCGGGGGUGGAUUGAAUCGAAUUCGUAAACUAGCUGUCGCUCGAUCAGUGGCUGGUGCCCGGCGCUCGUCAUAUUAUCGAUUUUUUUGGAUGUACGGAGCAGGUAUGUAAUCUUUGACAUGGGGAUCUUGGCAGAUCAGGAACGGUAUUUUAGAAUAAACCAGGGGCAUAUCAGCGCUCAGUUCAACUGAGGAGAGAGGAGAGUGAAGUAGCUUUUAAGCCAUCCAUGACUGCGUCCAUCAAGGUAGACUCCAAGAAAGAAAUCUACAGUGAAAACGUCCGUGCAACAACAAUCGCGCAACCGGCCUCCGGGAGUUGCCGGAGACUGCCAAUCACAUGGUUGUUCGUGGCCAGUACAAGUAAUUCCCGAGAAAUUCUAACAUGGUAUACCGGUAAUCCGGGCCCGUUCUGACUUAGGGUCUUGGAUGGGGUUCCGUAUCAGUGGCGUCAUUUGCAGGCCUCCAAUGACCACUUAUGGCAUACCCGAAUCGCUGGCCACCCAUGCCUAUUUUGGCAGAAAACCAGAGAGGGUCAUGGCCGUAGUCGCUCUCAUUCGGGGGGAAACACCAAUUUAAUGUCCAUGAUAACAUGGGCGCUUAAUGCCGCUUUGUCAUUUC
Cantharellus anzutake is the source of this 707-nucleotide messenger RNA. RefSeq lists its product as uncharacterized. The coding region runs from base 317 to 502 and encodes 61 amino acids. The transcript is spliced from 5 exons. NCBI's taxonomy places the organism in Eukaryota, Fungi, Basidiomycota, Agaricomycetes, Cantharellales, Hydnaceae. The record is from RefSeq and is a predicted model, not a curated record.